AUGGAGCUGGACCUCGGCCUGGACACAUCGGAGCCGAGCGUCCUCGAAUGGGCGAGAGCGCAAGGCGUUUGCGUGAACUAUGAGACCGAGUUACUGCACAUUCGCCAUCUUCAAUCACCAUCAGACGAUGAGUUUGAUCGACAUCUUCACGAGCCCUCCGAUGCGACCAUCGACACGGUUGUCAGCGGGCUUGUCAAAGAAAAGCUUACGGUGAACAAAAACACUGCGUUGCUCCUCAAGGCAGCACAUGCUCUCCAGGAUGAACUUGCGAGCGACCUGACGGUUACUAAUAGCCGGACGUGGAGGCGCGAUCUACGUCAAGAGCUACCUGUGCUACGAUCUGAUCAUGAGCUUGAUUUGCUCAACUUCGGUGGUACAGUUGUGCCAGACUUCAAGAAUUUACAGAUUCCUUCGGAGAUCACGGUAGAAGAAAACGAUGAGGGCUUUGGAUGGCCAACGAGGUAUCUCGACUACCCUGCACAGUGCGACGCGCAGGUCAAAGUCGAAAAGCUCGCCAUCUCACGGGAGGUGUUGGUUUAUCUCCAGGACACUAUUCGAGACGCGUAUGUACCGGAAGACGGCCAAAGGCUGGAGGCAGAGAGCCUGAUACGAAAACAGGCUCUGCAGGAGCAAAUUCUGGCAGCGGACGUUCUUUUUCGCACAAACUCGAAUAGCAGUGAUUCGAUGCUAUUUGAUCUUACUCAUCCAUCUCAAUUUAAUCCUGAUUUCGAACCAACCAGUUCGCCCAUACUGAAGCGCCGAGCUGAGGAUCUCAAAGUGGAAGGUCCUCUUACGCCAUCGAUGUGUUCUAGUUCGCCCAUGAAAAGGCUCAAAUCUGUGUCUUUCGCGGACGAAUCCUUACUCUACAAGCCAUGGGGUGAGGAUGAUGAAGGUGGGGCUGGCUCUGACCAAUUCUUCCACGAAAUCGAGGAGCAGGCUGAGCGCGCCAACGAGAAAAUCGAAAACGAACGACUGUCCGGCGCUGACACGAUUGCAAGAGUCGAUAUUCCAUACAUGGACUUCUCGCUGCCCAUGGCACCAUGGAUAGAGUACAGUCGGCGCAAGGGUGGCGACCAUCGACCUGAUGACACGGAACUGCAAGCGCAGAUGCAAUUCCUCUUACGCAUCAAGCGAGAGGAUCUGAGGUUGGCGAAGUCCUGGCAUGGGCUUUCGAUCCCGGAACGAGAGAUGAAGUGGGGCUUUCUCACUACCAAGGUGUCUACUCUCAGUCUCGAAGAAAAGCUACAUGGCGAGUCGGAAGUUACUAAGAUCGUCGCUGAACUGACUACGGGCGAUGUCGCGACUAGCUCAGCGCAAGUGUGGAAACGCGAAGGCCUGCGUAUCCUUGACGAAGAUGAGGACGAGGAAGAUCUGGAUCCAGAGGAAUACGAUAAGCAAAACGACAUGGAGGCUCUGAUACGCAAGCGAAAACUUGAAAUGGAAGAAGAGGUCAUGGAGAAGCAUCGCAGGUGCACCUCUUCGCAGCCUACUGUGCGUCCACAAAUCCGAUCCUCCACAGAGAUGCAAGAGAGCCACCACUUCGGAGAACGCGAGCCAACAGAAGACCAGACGGCGAAGACCCGAUCGAAGAGGCUGGAUCAUGCCUCCCAGAAACCGCAAGCUGCCAAACAAGCGACUGGAGACCUGAUGUUCGGUGGAUUCUCAGCAACAACCGCGCUUAACAAGUUCAUGCAGACGCGAGGGAAGCCAGGAUCGCGCUCAACCGAGAACGCACACCUUACCGGUUCGAUCAAGGGGGUCUUCAUCCGACCAGCCAGUGGAUCAGGCUCAGCAGGCGCAAACCACCAACAAGCCGUUACCUAUGCUCCCUACUGUUCCGAAUAA
Alternaria ethzedia is the source of this 1845-nucleotide messenger RNA. RefSeq lists its product as uncharacterized. The transcript has 3 exons. The coding region runs from base 1 to 1845 and encodes 614 amino acids. NCBI's taxonomy places the organism in Eukaryota, Fungi, Ascomycota, Dothideomycetes, Pleosporales, Pleosporaceae. The record is from RefSeq and is a predicted model, not a curated record.